UAUUUCUUGGCAUAUUAAACCUCCUUGGACAUUUAAUCCAAUAAGAGAUUAGAGCAGAUUUACUGGCUUUAAGGAUGUUGAAAGAUACCUCUCCCAGUCCCAUAACUUCUCAUUUUUAUUGCCAACUUAAUUCCUUUGAACAAUGGGGAGAUGCACAUGCUCAGGGGAGACUCAGCGGGUACUGAUUAUCUGUGGGGUCACUCCUGACAUCAGUCUGUUUGGCAGAAAAUUGAGAAACUAGGAGUAGCCGACCUCCGAGGUUCCCACAGGACUGUCUGAUUUAAAGUGCUGGUCUUCUAAUCCCAGCUUUUGACAAUUUGAAAGGGAGAUAGAUCCUACUGAUCGAUUUUUCUCUGUCCCCCCUCCCUCCCUUCCCCUCCCCACCCCACCUUCUCUAACUCAUUUAGGAGCAAUUCUAUCAAAAUGAAAGGCCGAGAAUACUUUCUUAACUGAGAGAAAUAUUUUUUUUCUGAUUACGUCCACAGAGGAACAGAAUGCGUGCACCUCUAGCAUGCUAAGCAGCACACACUGCAGGCUGUUGGUUUAGGCACACGAGCAGUUGCUGUGGCUGGGAAAGAGGCUUCAUGUUGACAUGGUUUAAAAAAAAAAAAAAAAGAAAAAACCUAAUCAUUUUAGGUCGUUAGGAGAACUUACUGUGAACAGGCUCUUUUAUUUCUUCAAAAGAUGUCUCCCAUUUCAAGCAAGGAGCACCCAUGGCUGAGGGUUCCCUCCCGGCAUCUCUUUCUCAGUCACCUUGAGUCUGGCCUAAUCAAAGACUGAGGUUAUGAAGUCGAUCCUAGAUGGCCUUGCAGACACCACCUUCCGUACCAUCACCACAGACCUCCUCUACGUGGGCUCGAAUGACAUUCAGUACGAAGACCUCAAAGGAGACAUGGCAUCCAAAUUAGGAUACUUCCCACAGAAAUUCCCUCUGACUUCCUUCAGGGGUAGUCCCUUCCAAGAGAAGAUGACCGCAGGAGACAACUCCCCGUUGGUCCCAGCAGGAGACACAACAAACAUUACAGAGUUCUAUAACAAGUCUCUCUCGUCGUUCAAGGAGAAUGAGGAGAACAUCCAGUGUGGGGAGAACUUUAUGGACAUGGAGUGCUUUAUGAUUCUGAACCCCAGCCAGCAGCUGGCCAUCGCUGUACUGUCCCUCACACUGGGCACCUUCACGGUUCUGGAGAACCUACUGGUGCUGUGUGUCAUCCUGCACUCCCGCAGUCUCCGAUGCAGGCCUUCCUACCACUUCAUCGGCAGCCUGGCCGUGGCCGACCUCCUGGGAAGCGUCAUUUUUGUGUACAGCUUUGUCGACUUCCAUGUGUUCCACCGUAAAGACAGCCCCAAUGUGUUUCUGUUCAAACUGGGUGGGGUUACAGCCUCCUUCACAGCUUCUGUGGGCAGCCUGUUCCUCACAGCCAUCGACAGGUACAUAUCCAUUCACAGGCCUCUGGCCUACAAGAGGAUCGUCACCAGGCCCAAGGCCGUCGUGGCUUUUUGCCUGAUGUGGACUAUCGCAAUAGUAAUCGCUGUGCUGCCUCUCCUGGGCUGGAACUGCAAGAAGCUGCAAUCUGUUUGCUCGGACAUUUUCCCACUCAUUGACGAGACCUACCUGAUGUUCUGGAUUGGGGUGACCAGUGUGCUGCUGCUGUUCAUUGUGUACGCGUACAUGUACAUUCUCUGGAAGGCUCACAGCCACGCGGUCCGCAUGAUUCAGCGUGGGACCCAGAAGAGCAUCAUCAUCCACACGUCAGAAGACGGCAAGGUGCAGGUGACCCGGCCUGACCAAGCCCGCAUGGACAUUAGGCUGGCCAAAACCCUGGUUCUGAUCCUGGUGGUGUUGAUCAUCUGCUGGGGCCCUCUGCUUGCGAUCAUGGUGUAUGACGUCUUCGGGAAGAUGAACAAGCUUAUCAAGACGGUGUUUGCCUUCUGCAGUAUGCUCUGCCUGCUGAACUCCACCGUGAACCCCAUCAUCUAUGCUCUGAGGAGCAAGGACCUCAGACAUGCUUUCCGCAGCAUGUUCCCUUCGUGCGAGGGCACCGCGCAGCCUCUAGACAACAGCAUGGGGGACUCAGACUGCCUGCACAAGCACGCCAACAACACAGCCAGCAUGCACAGGGCCGCGGAGAGCUGCAUCAAGAGCACUGUUAAGAUCGCGAAGGUGACCAUGUCUGUGUCCACAGACACGUCCGCCGAGGCUCUGUGAGCCUGCUACUUUUGUGGCUGCACAGAAAAAGAAAAAAAAAAUUUUUUUCUUUAGCUUAAAACUUAGAAGUCUGUUGUCUCAUCGGUUACAUAUAUAUUUUUAAGUUUACCGUGUUUAGUAAAAUAGUGACUGUCACAGUGCUUACUGAGUUUGCUGACAUCUCAAUAGCUUAGGUACUUAAACUCCAUUCCCCAGGGGUUUACAGUGAAGAAGGCCUAUUGCUUCAGUUACUCGGUGGUCCUUCAAAGUCUCUGAAAUAGAAGGGAAAACUUUGGCUUCCAAAUCCGAAGCCUAACUAUCCAUAGAAAAUCACCAUGAAAUGAGUAAUAACCUUUGUAACCACACCUUUCAUGAGGCUGUGUCUGUCCACAGUAUUAAAGAGGUACAUUUUUACCAUAAGUAUAGUGCUAAAGUAGAGAAACUUUGUAACCUGUUUUCUGUCCCCGUUAGUUGUGUGUUGUGUCAGUGUUUAAUGUGUUGGUUUAUUUAUUUAUUUAUUUAUUUUUGUCUAGCUUAGCAAAACCAGAAUGUAGCCCUCAUAAGAGCGAUGGCAUACAAGAGUGAUUGUGUAGCAGGGCGACCCCUGUUUAGAUAGUAUUACUGUCCAUGAUACGAUUUUAGAAACCUUAGUAUUUCUUCCAAUCUCUGUAUCUAAAGUUAAUAUUGACAUAGGCAUAAAGGUUUAUUUUUCUGUUCAAACAACAAGAAGAAUUUGAAGACUGUUCAAAGUAUUGAGCAGAAUUCAUGGACACUUAAAACUGUGUUAGGCCUGCAUUUUCGUAGGAGGACAUUUCAAUAUCUUCUGGACCACAGCUGUUCAGUUGGGUAAUGGAUUGUGAUCAGAAUGGAAAAGAGAAAGUAACACUGACUUUCAAAGCUGACGCCCUGACUUUCUGCAGUCGUUAGCUAUAACUGGACCUCUUAAGACAGCAUGUGUCAACCUUAGUGUAUACUGUUAUCACUGUGGAGUUGCUGUUCACCUGCUGUGUAUCGCAUCGUUAUGUUCUGGAUUUAAGUAGAUUUCAGGCCCAGAUGGCCAAAAGACAGUUUGUCUUCUCCUUAAUUGAGAAGAGACAUUGUCUGGCUCAGUAAAAUUGUGAGUGUGAUUGUAAAUGUGUAUGUGUGUAUGUGUGUGUAUGUGUGUAUGUGUGCAUGUGUGUGUAUUCUAUCUUGCAACUGUUACAGCCAUGUCCCCACAGGAGAAAAAUCGACCAAGUGUGAGCUGUACCACUUGCUGCACCCUUGCACAUGGAUUUAGUUGCUACAGUUGAGCUCUUCAUGAAAUCCUGUUUAUAAAAAUUCUGACUGAAACUUCUCAGGAGAGUCUUCCCACCUAGGAGAUUGGGUUAAGAAUUCUCGUGACGUUUAGGUGUUCUGUAAGGCCAGCAGCAUUCAGCAAGAAGUAAUCAGUAAGAGGUGCCGGAAAGUAGAGGAGUCUCCCAGGGAGAGGAGAGUAUGGGGGAUGGUGGGCGCCUACUAUUAAUCAAAGUCCAUGCAAAUGGAAAUCAAUAAAGGGGAUGGUUCUACGGCCUUCUUCAACCCCCCCUCCCACAGUAGCAAGUUUCAAUGGUGCACGUCAGCAGUGCAAUCUCAGGUUAAGGAGCACCAUGCCAGUUACCAGGGCCAGGCCAUUUCAUGACAGAGGAUGAAUAGGACAGAGGGUAUAUAUAGCAAGUGGGCAGUGAAAACCUGGUGAUGGCCCAGUACCUGGCUCUGUUUAGAUGUUUGGACAAAGCAAAAGGCAGUGCCUCUGCCUGCUGGUACCAAGAUGUGCCAAAACAUAAGGACGAGGGUGGCUAGCUUCGGUUCGACAUCUCUGCCAUGGUGCUCAAAAUUUGGGCCCUUUUUCCGAUAAAGAGAAGUAUUGCUUUUAAGAAGCCACUCACUCCUGAUAAAUUCUAUGUAGAGUCUCUCCUCAUACAGGUUCUCCCCAGUCCUGAGGACUGAGUAGCAUGAAGUGGAGAGCUAGUAUAUACCUGUGAUUUCUAGUGUUUGGGGUUCCCAGCCUGAUGGGGCAGUGCCCCUCCUUGCAAUCAAUGUGACCUGAGGGCCAAGCUAGGAUAUAUCUAGAUUUUUUUCCAGCUGAGUCUCUUGCUUUUCUUCUCUGUGCACAGAGGAGGACUCAGGAUGCUGGAGGAUUAGUAACUCCAUAGAGAAGGGUAUUGAUAGAAUACCACCAGGGGCUAGGAAUUGCCGGCCUCAUCCUACAUCCACCUGAAUAUCAAUCAUGUCUCUAGCUACCAGGCUGUACCACCUCUUCUCACAGCUACAAAGACCUGGUAGGACAUUCUAGGUAUAGUUAUUAAAAAAAAAAGAAUCCAAGAUUCACUUUUAGAACUGUAUUUGUGUAAAUGCCAUUUUAGUGAUAAGAUUUUAUAGUGCAUUGAACUUUCAAGACCUAACUCAUAUUUAAUAAGCUAAGGGACAAUGGGGCUGAUAGCACUAAACUUGGUGCUUAUUGAUACUCUAAGAAAUAUCUGUGAAAUAUCAUCAUGUGUGCGUUAAGCUACCUUCAUUUAAAGGGACUUAAAAUUAGGUGGAUCCACUUUGGCUUUUCCCAUAUCAUUUCCUAACCAUAUUGACCAAAACCUUUUCCCCAGUGAGUAUUAGUCAUUAGAAUUACAUUCAUUAGUAUCAUUCAUUAACCAGCCCCUUAAUUAGAUUCAUUAAUUUAAAUGAUUUUAAUUUAAUCACUUAUACACUCUGGCGUCAGGGUUAUCUACUUCCCUCUGACAUUUGUCCUUAACAUGCAUUCUUCGGCCAUUGCUCAUCUUUAAAGGGGGCCAAUUCCCAAACUACUUAACUUUGUCCAAAUAAAGACUGAGUCCUAGACUACCAGUAUCAUUUAAACAAAGAAAGCAGUGUCUAAGAGCUCCUAGAUUUACCCCUAUGUAUUAAAUAUAUGUAAAAAUAAAUGUGCAUCUGGGCAGCUUAGACAUAAGUCUGUGUCAGAUGUCUCCAAAGCUGUCUGAUACUUGACUUUCAGGCUUAGCUGGUAUCAAAUGCCAAGGAAUUUUUGCUACCUAAACCCAUCUGCAGGAAAUAGGCCCAACUACCAGACGAGAACUAGGUCUCUAGUUACCAUUCAGCUCAUUAAUUUCUGCCAUUCCAUAUCCAUAAACAGCACCACUAACAUCAUGCACAAGAUUAGAUUCCUAAUAUUCUUGACUGUAUAUUUGUAUGAUAUUUUAAAACCUCCUAAAUGGCCAUUCACAGUUGCUUUGCACUGGCCUUCUGAUAAAAUGUUAACACACCUAUUGUAAUAUACACAAAACAUUCUAUCUACUGAUUUGGACUGAAUGUAUGUACAUAGGCUUUACAAAAAAGUCAGACGUCGAAGCAGUGGUUUACAGAUCAGUGAUUUUCAGAUAGAGUUUCUUUCAGUUGCCGUGGAAUCUUUCAAAAGCACUCUUAGUGUGAACUUACUGAACUCUAGGGGUCCUGGUGAUCAGAGUCGCCUAGAGAGGAAACCUUUCCUUGUAUUAAUAUGAACCAAGAUACCAGACUAUCUUGAUUCUCACUUCCAGUGUUUCAAGUGGAAAACGUAUUUCCUUGUUGUCUCUGUAAAUGGAACAUCCUUAAUUUUCCUCUUAAAGAAUAUUGUACUGUUAGAUGUUUGUUGAACUGGUAGCAUCAUUGAGACUGCUGUGAUGUCUUUGUCAGUAAUCUGUAUAAUAUUUUGUAUACAAGUACUUACUGGUAAGAUUGUUAUUAAGUGUAGCUCCAGUCAUUAAAUUACUAUAGCAAAGUAGUACUUCUGUAAUAUUUACAAUGUAUUAAGCCUACAGUAUAUUUUAUUUCAUUGAUGUAAUUUUAUUGUUAUUUAUUCAAGAGAAAGCAGUUCAUCAUGUCUAUUGUCUAAAAUUACCUGGAAUCAAAUAAAAGUUCUAGAUUAUCACGAAAA
This is a messenger RNA of Rattus rattus (black rat), 6110 nucleotides long. RefSeq names its product cannabinoid receptor 1 (gene Cnr1). The transcript is spliced from 2 exons. Bases 785 to 2206 code for a protein of 473 amino acids. Gene Ontology annotation, molecular function: cannabinoid receptor activity. Gene Ontology annotation, cellular component: membrane. The record is from RefSeq and is a predicted model, not a curated record. Gene Ontology annotation, biological process: G protein-coupled receptor signaling pathway. NCBI's taxonomy places the organism in Eukaryota, Metazoa, Chordata, Mammalia, Rodentia, Muridae.